AUGGUUGCAGCAACGAAGGCAUUGACCACGAAAGUGGCAUCUGGAACUCCUUACCAAUUAGAUGACAGUCAGGUCCUUCGAGCCUCAAAUGCGCUUCUGCGUCACAUCAAGUCCGAACAGAAAGACCAAGAAGAGACAUCAGUGAAGAAAACGCUGAUCGGAGAUGACGAUGAUGAGUCCGAUGCUGAAGGAUCCCCGGCCACCAGCGAAUUGGUAUGGCUGGKCAUGACAACUAAGAAGCACGUGGUCGAUAAGAACCGUUUGAAACCCAGCAAAAUCAGCCUCCCUCACUCCCUGAACAAAUCAUCUUCCUUGAACAUAUGUCUUAUUACCGCCGAUCCGCAACGCUCGGUCAAAGAUAUCGUGGCCGACCCUGCCUUCCCAGCUGAGCUCUCAUCCCGCAUCACCAAAGUUAUCGGUCUUACGAAAUUGAGGGAUCGCUAUAAGAGCUUCGAGAGCCGACGACAGUUGCUUUCUGAGCACGAUGUCUUCCUGGCUGAUGACCGCAUCAUCAUGCGAUUGGUCGAGACACUAGGAAAGAUUUUUUACCAGUCGAGCAAGCGACCAAUCCCUAUCCGCAUCGAGCAGAUCGACAAGGUCGACGGCAAGCGCGUCAAGAAAGAUCUCAAGAGUAAGCAAUCCAAAGAAGAGCGAAAAGCUAGCUUCGCUUCGCCUCAAGUCGUCGCGAAAGAAAUCGAGAAGGCCUUGAGCUGUGCGCCGGUCUACCUCGCUCCUUCUACAACGACGUCGGUACGCAUUGGAUCUACCAAAUUUACGCCAGAGCAACUAGCAGAGAACCUGAAGGCAGUUGUCAAUGGCUUGACAGAGAAAUUUAUUACAAAAGGCUGGAGGAAUGUCAAAGCUAUCCACAUCAAGGGAACCAGCACAAUGGCUCUCCCUAUCUGGCUUGCUGAUGAGCUGUGGUUGGAUGAGACAGACGUCCUAGAGAAGGAGGAAGAAGAGAAGAAGGCAAUUGACAACGACAAAAGCGGCAACAAGCGAAGAAACCCCGAAGAAAACGAAGCMGCCCAAGGACAAAGCAAGAAGACAAAGAAGAUCAAGGCGGCCGCGGAUGAGGACGAGGUCUCCCUCAAAGAGAAACUCCAAAAGCGAAAGUCACAGGCUCUUGAAGAGGGAAAGGUUCCGGUUAAAGCUACCAAGAAGAAAUAG
This is a messenger RNA of Talaromyces amestolkiae, 1170 nucleotides long. RefSeq lists its product as uncharacterized. The coding region runs from base 1 to 1170 and encodes 389 amino acids. The transcript has 2 exons. The record is from RefSeq and is a predicted model, not a curated record. NCBI's taxonomy places the organism in Eukaryota, Fungi, Ascomycota, Eurotiomycetes, Eurotiales, Trichocomaceae.